UAUAAAAUAUAAGCGCUGUUGCUUUUUGAUUCGUUAGGUUAAUAAGAUUACUUUUGUCAUUGCUUGGCUUGUUUCUUCUUGAAUAUUGUGUUUGUGUGUCAAUUCUGGCAAAUCGCAAAAAAGAUAGCCUCAUAGAAUUUGGCCAAGCCUCAUAUAUCUAAUUACAAUUAUCUAACGGUGUAAAUAAAUUAAGAUUUGACAAAAUGUUAGUUCAUAAGAUUAAUGAAUGAAUGACUCUAGCAGUGAUACCGAAGCUACUGAGCAUACCGCACUAAUGGACGGGCAUAUAGCAGAAGCUCGGCCGGACAGAGAGAUAGCAGAAAGGAUAGCCAGAAAAAGAAAAACCAAAUCCGAAACACAGCGGACCUAUGGCAGUGUGGAACAAACUGAAGGGGCAGGAAGCAGUGCUGGUGGUUCAGGAUCAAACCCAGCUCCUCCAGUCCAGAAUGUGGAGCCUCAAAUGGAAGAGUUGGAACUCAAAUAUGGGGCCAGACAUGUCAUCAAACUAUUUGUGCCUGUUACAUUGUGCAUGCUUGUAGUGGUAGCUACCAUAUCGUCAAUCAACUUCUAUUCAGUGAAAGAUGUGUAUCUCGCUUACACACCUUUUCACGAGGAGAGUCCAUACGCUGUGACAAAAGUGUGGAAUGCUCUCGCCAACUCAAUGAUCCUGCUCUGCGUGAUAGCUCUCAUGACUGUGCUGUUGAUAGUGCUUUAUAAGAAACGGUGUUAUAAAAUCAUACAUGGGUGGCUGAUACUAUCUUCACUCAUGUUGUUGUUUUUAUUCUCAUACCUAUAUAUAGAAGAAGCUCUGAGAGCCUACAACAUACCGAUGGACUAUAUUACACUAUUAUUUGUGAUGUGGAACUUUGGAGUGAUGGGCAUGAUUGUUAUACACUGGAAGGGCCCACUGAGACUCCAACAAGCGUACCUGAUCUUCAUCGCCGCGUUAAUGGCGCUUGUCUUUAUAAAGUACUUGCCUGAGUGGACAACGUGGGCUGUACUUGCAGUCAUCUCUAUUUGGGAUUUAGUUGCUGUUUUGACACCAAAAGGACCAUUAAGAAUACUAGUUGAAACAGCGCAAGAAAGAAAUGAACCCAUAUUCCCUGCUCUUAUUUACUCAUCGACGGUGAUGUACUGCCUGGUGGCGACGGCGCCGAGCUCGCGGCCGCGCGAAGGUGAGCAGCGGCCGCGGGAACUGCGCCCGCUCAACCCGGGAGCGCGAUCUACCGGCGACACGGCGGCGUCUCCGUCGCGGGGCUCCGGCGACGCGGCGGCGGGCUUCGACGCCGCGUGGGGCGCGCGCGGCGCGGGCCCGAGCUCGCCGCCGCGGCGCCUGCGCGUCGAGGCCAGCGCCGCCUCCUACACCACGCGGGUCGACCGGCCGCCGCCCCAGCCCGAACUGGACGAAGAGAAGGGCGUGAAGCUCGGACUUGGCGACUUCAUAUUCUACAGCGUGCUGGUCGGCAAAGCCAGCUCGUACGGCGACUGGAACACCACGCUCGCCUGCUUUGUAGCUAUACUAAUUGGGCUGUGCCUGACACUACUACUACUAGCUAUAUUGAAGAAAGCGUUGCCCGCGCUCCCGAUUUCCAUUACCUUUGGGCUGAUCUUCUACUUCGCGACGCGGUCCGUCGUCAAGCCGUUUGCGGACGCGUUGGCCGCCGAGCAAGUGUUCAUUUAGCUACCGCUCAUGUCCCAACGCUGUCAUUAGAUAAAUUUAAAUUGAGACUCAUUAGACAAACAUUUAUACAGAUUGAUUUAUUCAGUGUAGAUAUCCUCAAGGGGUUAAAUGUUAUUCGGUUGUUAGAUUUAAAUAUCGGUCACGUUAAAAAAACAUAUUGCAGCCAAUAUUUUAAAUUGAUCACGAUCUUUAAUUGAUAAAAGAUUUGAUUAAGAAUUUAUUUAUUUUAGUGUGCUAGGUUAAAUUGUUUUUAAUCUUGUUUGAUGUUUAAAACAUACCGCUGAAUGAUCGGCUUUAUUUUGUUGUCUAUGAAAGGUAUCCUGUUAAACACGUGUAAUAUGACAAAAAAAACAGUAUAAAGAAAGUGGAACUGAAUACUUACUGUUUAUUUAUUCGUAUAAACAGAGUAGACUUAAAGUAACUUUUUAAUAAACGUUUGUUUAUUAAUGAACCAAAUGAGAAAAUUAUCCAAUCUGUUGAUAUCAUUAAGUAGAGUGCUUACAAUAGUCACUAAAACAAGCUCAUGUUACAGUUCCAACAUAUUUGUAGAUAAUAAGAAAAUAGAUGUUUGUGAAUAGGGUUACUAUACAAUGCAAUAAGUUUGAUAAACACCAAUAGAUAGUUUGUAGUGUACAAUGAAUUAACUAAUUGUAUACUUAUUUUGUGACAAAGUUGGUUUUAAUUGGAAAUGGGACUGCUUCCAUAACAAGAGGUCAUGUUGUCACGCAAUGUUGAUCGAUGACAAGGUGGUCGAUUUAUGAACGUUCAAGGCAUAUGUUUUAUCUACCUUCUCUUUUUACAUCUGUGGUAAACGUCAGAGAGACAGAGCGAAGAUAAGACAUUGCGUUGUCAACGUUUGCGAAUCGAACCCCAGCUCUCUCCCGUCACUAAACCCAAGUGGUAAAAAUAAUAUGUAGGUAGUAUGGAUGGUAAGUUUUUCACAAAAAUCUAAUUUGAACUGGUCGAUGAGGGAGAAAGGUUAUACAAUGGAGGAGGAACAUGAGACGAUAAUUCUUACUGAAUUUAGCCCGGCUAUUUUACUAGUCAUGAAUUUUGUUUUCUAUUGUCAAUAAAGAUGUCCAUGGGCCCAUAAAUAAAUAAAAAUAGAUACAUUCAUAUAGUCACGUCUAUAUUCCUUGCGGGGUACACAGAGCCAACAGUCUUGACUCCACGUUCAGCUUUUUGGCUUGAUGAUAGAAUUGAGAUUCAAAUAGUGACAGGUUACUAGUUGCUAGAACAUCGCCUAAAAGAAUAAUCUAAUAAACAGAUAUUUGAUUAUAAAUAGGUAAGCUUCUCAGCAUCUAAACUGAAUAAAGUCCAUUGCUGGUCGUAGACUCCCAAGGAUAUCCAGAAUUGAGCCUGAAUAACCAGUCGAAAGCAGGUCGGCAUCUUCACGUUUCAGGUGCUACUGGAAAUACGAACCACACAGACGUUGAAAUUGCUAAUAUUAAGUUUAAUAUCGUUAUUUGUCAAAACUGUAUAAUUUUUUGAUAAUUAUUUUCGUCGCCUCGUAUUCCUACGUCAUGGUUUGAUCAUAUAAAUGUUUGAGACCAUUUGAUAAUAUCUCACGCCGUUGAAAGUAUUAAUUUUGUUCAUUACUGACAUUCCAUUAAGUACUAAACAAUCGAACUUGUAAUUUCGUCAUUGAAAAUGUUUCUUUAAUACCUAUGUUUUAAUUUAAAGGAAAUGAAUAAAUCAUUUUGUAAUAAAA
Molecule: messenger RNA, 3392 nt
Organism: Amyelois transitella
Lineage: Eukaryota; Metazoa; Arthropoda; Insecta; Lepidoptera; Pyralidae
Gene: Psn
Product: presenilin homolog
Exons: 9
Coding region: 227-1681 (484 amino acids)
Biological process (GO): negative regulation of apoptotic process; Notch receptor processing; protein processing
Cellular component (GO): lysosomal membrane; ciliary rootlet; neuromuscular junction
Molecular function (GO): aspartic endopeptidase activity, intramembrane cleaving
Source: RefSeq, a predicted model, not a curated record